AUGGCACUCCCCUGGGAGACAGAUGGCGGAGUCGACGGCCGCCCGAAUAGCAUCGAAGUCCUACUUGAUUGGUUAACUGUGCCAGGGAACUAUACCAGGUGGUGCAAUGCCAAGCGGAAGGCCCCACUGACCAAGGAAAUCCACCAGGUAAUGAUCCAAAGAGGAAUCCUCCAUCGGAACCCACAUGGCAUCUCGCUGAAGAUAUACAUGCUCCAUGAAGGAUACAAGCAUGCAUGCCACUAUCGACGGCAGACCCCCGCGGCCCUUCAAAAGCGAUUCCCCAAUGGGUACCUCUCAUUUGCAGACUGGCCACCCCGAACAGGUUAUACCGAUAUGAUUUGCCAUGACUGGGCCCGACUCGAACAGAUAUUUGGUCCGCCUGAUGACCUUCCAAACGACGCAAUUGACCCGGAUCCGUCAGCCAGACAAAGGAUCAUGAUCCACACAGACGCAGGCUCCCAGGUCUUCAAAUUUGUCGAUGAAAUCCACAGUCAGUAUCAUGAAAUGUUGCACCAGACCCCAGGAUUUGUCUCAUGGUCCACCUACUUCAAGAACAACGAAGCCAAUCAAAGCGAAUUCCCCCUCUUGACCGGCUUAGACAAUGAGGUCAUCCUACAAAAAUAUAAUACCCUAACCAUGGGUUCCAGCCAAACCCAGCCUCAUUUUCCCUACUGA
Messenger RNA from Puccinia graminis f. sp. tritici CRL 75-36-700-3, 675 nucleotides. RefSeq lists its product as uncharacterized. The transcript is spliced from 3 exons. Lineage: Eukaryota; Fungi; Basidiomycota; Pucciniomycetes; Pucciniales; Pucciniaceae. The record is from RefSeq and is a predicted model, not a curated record. Bases 1 to 675 code for a protein of 224 amino acids.